This is a messenger RNA of Anopheles darlingi, 1761 nucleotides long. It is a transcript of the gene Scgalpha, whose product is annotated as alpha-sarcoglycan. The record is from RefSeq and is a predicted model, not a curated record. Bases 89 to 1429 code for a protein of 446 amino acids. NCBI's taxonomy places the organism in Eukaryota, Metazoa, Arthropoda, Insecta, Diptera, Culicidae. Gene Ontology annotation, cellular component: sarcoglycan complex; membrane. The transcript is spliced from 4 exons.
AAUAGAUGGCGUAAAUUGUAGAAAGCAGAACUACCCCGUCUACUAGAUCGCUGCAAGGUGAUUUCCGGAUCCGGAAAGGAAGCUAAGGAUGCAGAAGACGAUGCUCAAAUUGCUGCUCCUUGCGGUGGUGCUGGUGCCCUGCUGUUCCGGAACGGAAACCAUCUACAUUACGGACGAUGUUUCCGUGUCGGAGUUGUUUUCAUUGCGCAUAGAACCCCGCAUGUUCAACUGGUCCUACGAGGGACUGAGUGAGCAGUUUCACUAUCGUUCGUCCCUCGAAGGAUAUCCGGAUCUGCCUAGCUGGAUCCGGUACAUGUACAGCACGGAGUAUCAUUCGGGGUUUUUGUACGGCACACCGCCACCACGUACAGCCGACACGCGCGUUCCGAUCGAAAUCAUUGCCCUUAACCGGAUGUCGUACGAGACGAAGCGGUUGGUGCUGAUGCUGGCCGUGCACCAUAAGCCCGUGGCCAAACACGUUAUCCAAAUGAAGAUCGACAAUCUGAACUGGGUGCACAUGAUGGAUCCUGGGCGGAUCGAGAACCUAAAGAACAUCUUCCGUAAUGAUCUGUGGCCGGAAAGUCGCUCCGAUUUGCACAUCAUUUUUAUGGAUUCGGCCGUUAAACUCGGUGCUCGGUUACCUCUCCGUCCGCAGCAGCGCGAGGGUGUCGUAGUGCAUCUUGGAAGCCGAGCAGAGUUCUCUGGUCGCAUGCUGGACCUGCAGGAGGAGGUGAAACCGUUGUACAAAAUCGCUUCCUGCACUUACAAGCGAACCUCCGUGCAGACGACGUUCGAAAAUUCCGGUUUUAAGCUGGAUUGGUGCGCGUUUCGUUUGACGAGUUCCGAUGAUGAUAUCACGGCAUUGCCCCAUCAUCCGAACGAAAGCCAUAAGGACGGAGAUCAUACGAACCUGAGCGGACAGCAUGUGGAGCGAUGGGAUGCCCCGCUGAAAUCGGAAAUUCCGGAGCGCAACUACAGCGACGAGGUCGCAAUCUCCUUCGCCAUUCCGGGAAUGAUCUUUGCUUUGCUGCUGUGCGGAUUGACCAUCAUUUUGUGCUUCCAGCAUGAGAAACUGCAAGACGACGAUUCAGAGUAUUAUUUCAAUUACAUUUUCUACAUUUGUUCAGACUUUCUUAGAAUGCAUAAAUCAUCCAGACACGAGUACAAUAUGGUACCAUCGAACGUACAGAUGGUACACUACUCACCGGAAGAUGCACAUUCAACGAUUAAGCUGAAGAGCCUCCGGGAUGCACCGUUCGAUGUUGAACCGCAGCGUAUAAGCAGCCCCUCGGAUAGCUUUUACCGUGAAGGAAGUCCACAUAUCAGCAAUAUGUACAUGCGCCCGAAGCCACCGCCCUACAAGCUCACCGGAAACUCAUCGGGCUCACCAACCUUGAACCGGAACCACGCCGAUAACGGUGAGAUGUGACAGGUGGAGCCAAGAAUUUUGUUCUGCUAAAAGGCGCGCACCGGGGGAACAAAAUUCUAAAUUCAUGUAGUAACAAAAUCAAUUAUCUGCAUCCAGAAUGCUUCACAUAAUAUCCUAGUUAUCCGGUUCCGUCGGUAAUCUAUUGCGGUUAGUGUUUCUUCACAGUGGUAGUUCAUCGUUGAAUAGCGUAAGGUACAGCAAUAUAAUCCCCCCCAAAAGAAAUAAAGGACACACAUAUCGAUGGAAUCCAAAUCACGAUAAAUGAUUGGAAACCAAUUUAGCUCCGUAGUUGAUGUCCUCGCUCUCGGAUCAAUCCGAAACAGUAAAAAGAG